Trifolium pratense (red clover) is the source of this 3390-nucleotide messenger RNA. Its product is annotated as protein MEI2-like 5. Gene Ontology annotation, molecular function: RNA binding. The transcript is spliced from 13 exons. The record is from RefSeq and is a predicted model, not a curated record. The coding region runs from base 401 to 2989 and encodes 862 amino acids. Lineage: Eukaryota; Viridiplantae; Streptophyta; Magnoliopsida; Fabales; Fabaceae.
AUCCUUGUUUUAUUUGUGUUUUUCUCUCUCUCUCUCUCUAUCUUUCAUUCAAUCAUUCUCCGCUCCUUUUUAACUCUCUUCUCUUCUGGGGAGUCACACAACCAAUCAUCGCCACGCUCUUGCUUUGCUUCCCUCUUCUCUCAAAAAGAUUCCCCAUUUUCCUCUCUCUCUCUCUCUCUCUCCAACAAACCAAACACUGUUUCACACACAUUCAAACACUGUUCUUUCUGUCUUCUAACCCUUCUUUUCUUCACUCUUUUCAUCAUUAUAACACCUUUUCUCUUUAUUUAGGUCCCAAAGGACCAAGUUUUUCUCUUCACGGAACCCCUUUUUAUUUUGCUUAUUAUUAGGGUUUCUGACUCCGUUUACCCCCUUUUCAGUGAGGCAGAAAGGUGAUGCAAUGAAGAAGUCUUUUGAUCCUUCAUUUUUUGGUCCUUCCAAGAUUCCACCAAUAAGUAUAUCUGGAACGUCAGGUCAUGGUGCAUUGGAAGUUUUAUCUGGAUCUGAUUCAUUUCAUACUUCAUCCGAUGCUAGUCUCUUUUCCAGCUCAUUACCUGUUCUUCCACACGAAAAAUUGAACUUAAAUGAAACUGAAAAUGGUUUUCAAUCCGUUGAUGAUAUCUCAACUAGCUUUAAAAAGCUUCAUCAAGAAGAAGAGCUCAAUGAUUCCCUUGAAGAUAGUAAUAAUCAUGCAAUCGGAACCAUGCUUCCUGAUGACGACGAUGAGCUUUUGGCUGGCAUAAUGGAUGAUUUUGACCUAAGCGGUUUACCUGGUUCCCUUGAGGACUUGGAAGAGUAUGAUAUUUUUGGUAGUGGUGGUGGUUUGGAACUAGAAACUGAUGCACAAGAAAAUCUCAGUGUGGGAAUAUCUAAGUUAAGCUUCUCUGAUAGCUCUGUUAGCAAUGGUUUGCCCCCUUAUUCUCUACCCAAUGGCUUGGGAGGCGGAUCCGUUGCUGGCGAACAUCCAUAUGGAGAGCAUCCUUCUCGGACAUUGUUUGUUCGAAAUAUUAACAGUAAUGUGGAGGAUACAGAGCUGCGUAUUCUUUUUGAGCAAUAUGGUGAUAUUAGAACCCUAUAUACUGCCUGUAAACACAGGGGGUUUGUAAUGAUAUCGUAUUAUGACAUCCGUGCUGCUCGAACAGCCAUGCGUGCAUUACAAAACAAACCUUUGCGGCGAAGGAAACUUGAUAUUCACUUUUCAAUACCAAAGGAUAAUCCAUCAGACAAGGAUAUCAAUCAAGGAACCUUGGUAGUUUUCAAUUUGGAUCCAUCUGUUUCAAAUGAAGACCUCCGCCAAAUAUUUGGGGCUUAUGGAGAGGUCAAAGAGAUAAGGGAAACUCCUCACAAGAGGCAUCAUAAGUUUAUUGAAUAUUAUGAUGUCAGAGCUGCAGAAGCAGCACUUAAAUCAUUAAAUAGGUGUGACAUUGCUGGUAAACGCAUAAAGCUUGAACCAAGUCGACCUGGAGGAGCUCGUCGCAAUUUGAUGCUCCAACUGAAUCAAGAGCUUGACCAAGACGAGUCUCGAAGUUUUCGAUAUCAAGUGGGUUCACCUCUGGCCAACUCUCCGCCAGCAGGUAAUUGGUUACAGUUCAGCAGCCCUGUCGACCAGAGUUCAUUGCCAACUGUCAAUCAUUCUCCUGGUUCCAGCAUCAUGAGCCCAACAACCCGCUCUAAUUUACCUGGAUUAGCUUCAAUUUUGCAACCACAGGUAUCUAACGCAGCAAAGACCACAACUCUUGGCAAGGAUAUAGGAAGGAGUAGUCAUGGAAACCACAUAUUUUCCAAUACGAGUUCAUCCUCUGGAUCUACUUUCAACUCACAUUCACUUCCAGAGCCAAAAUUUAGUCAAUAUCGUGGAACUUUGUCCUCGUUUGGUGCAUCAACAUCAAAUGGGUCUUCGGUAGAAACCUUGACUGCUCCACAGUUUCUAUGGGGAAGUCCAAACUUAUCCUCAGCGCAAACCAAACCUUCGGCUUGGCAAAGACCAUCCGUGGGGCAUCAACUUAGUACAUUGAAUGGAACGAGUCAUGCUUUCCCAUACUCAAGUCAGAGCAAUUCCUUUGUCAGUUCGUCCCAGCAACAUCAUCAUCACAUUGGUUCUGCUCCAUCAGGUUUGCCUUUUGAGAGGCACUUCGGUUUUUUCCCCAAGUCAUCUGAAACUUCAUUGAUGAAUAAUGUUGGCUAUAGUGGCAUGAGUCUAGGGCACAAUGAUGGAAAUUACUUGCUUAAUGCUGCAAUUUCUGGUAAUGCCGACGUUUCUAUUCCAAGAAAUAUGGCUAAUAAUGGUUCCUCAAACUUCAGAAUGAGAUCUUCUCCUAUACUUAGCCCGGUGUUUUUGGGUAAUGGUCCUUAUCCAAGAGUUUUACCUACUGCUAUGGAGAGUUUAUCUGACCGUGUUAGGAGUAGAUGGAUUGAUAACAAUGGUAGCCAAGUUGACAGCAAGAAGCUAUUUCAGCUCGACUUGGAUAAGAUCAAAAGUGGUGAAGAUACGAGGACUACAUUGAUGAUAAAGAAUAUCCCAAAUAAAUACACCUCAAAAAUGUUGUUGGCUGCCAUUGAUGAAUAUCACAAGGGCACCUAUGAUUUUCUCUAUCUGCCAAUUGACUUUAAGAAUAAAUGCAAUGUCGGUUAUGCAUUUAUCAACAUGCUGUCACCCUCGCAUAUUAUUCCAUUCUUCGAGACAUUCAACGGGAAGAAGUGGGAGAAAUUUAAUAGUGAAAAAGUUGCUUCUUUGGCUUAUGCUCGAAUCCAAGGGAAGAAUGCCCUUGUGAACCAUUUCCAAAAUUCAAGUUUGAUGAAUGAAGAUAAGCGCUGCCGACCUAUCGUCUUCCACUCAGAUGGUUCUGAAGCUGGUGAUCAGGCCAUACAUGAGCAUAUCCCCUCCAACUACAACAAUAUUCAGGCAGUUAAGUCAAGUGAGUUACAAUUAAGAGAUUCGCUCGGAUUUCCUACAAAGGACGGUUUUCAUGUGAAUUUGGAUGCAAAUUAACAUUAUAUGAAAAGAUGUAGAGUUGCUAACAGAAGGAUGUAGAUUUUGUAUCAUAAAGUAUUUUGCUAGCAUGCAAGCUUCGCUUCAUAAGCUUGGAGGCAUUUUGGUGAAUUUUCUGCACAGGUAGCCAAAGCUGGUCUGUUAAUUAAUUAAUGUACACAAGGUGGUGGGAGCAAAAGCUGAAAGGGUAAAGCAAAUAGAUCUUCAGUUUUGCUCAGUUUGGCCUUUUUUUUGGCGGUAUGUAAUUUGAAUGUUAAGAUAUGUGGUUUAGAGUUUAGUAAGGUUUGGAAUCAAAGAGUUUAGUAAGGUUUGAAAUUGUGGGUUGGUAAGAUUACUUGGGAGUUGGAGGGUACAAAACAAACUGUAGAGAGAGAGAGAAAUAAAAAUGUCUUUUUUAUAUA